Molecule: messenger RNA, 1759 nt
Organism: Tilletiopsis washingtonensis
Lineage: Eukaryota; Fungi; Basidiomycota; Exobasidiomycetes; Entylomatales
Product: putative endoplasmic reticulum insertion protein SEC61
Exons: 5
Coding region: 43-1440 (465 amino acids)
Biological process (GO): SRP-dependent cotranslational protein targeting to membrane, translocation; post-translational protein targeting to membrane, translocation
Cellular component (GO): membrane; Sec61 translocon complex
Molecular function (GO): signal sequence receptor activity; ribosome binding; transmembrane protein transporter activity
Source: RefSeq, a predicted model, not a curated record
ACCGUCACACCCCACCUCGCACCCCCCACCGGACCGCCCAGCAUGAGUGGCUUCCGCUUCCUCUCCCUCGUGCGCCCCUUCAUGAGCGUCCUGCCCGAGGUCUCGGCGCCGGAACGCAAGGUGCCGUUCCAGUCGCGCAUGGCCUGGACGGCCAUCGUGCUUGCCAUCUUCCUCGUCUCGUCGCAGAUUCCGCUGUACGGCAUCAUGUCGAGCGACUCGUCGGACCCGCUCUACUGGAUGCGCGUCAUUCUGGCGUCGAACCGCGGCACGCUCAUGGAGCUCGGCAUCUCGCCCAUCGUCACGAGCGGCAUGAUCAUGCAGCUCCUCGCCGGCGCCAACCUCGUCGAGGUCGACUUUUCGCUCAAGGAGGACCGCGCGCUGUUUGGCGGCGCACAGAAGCUCUUUGCCAUCAUCAUCUCGCUCGGCCAGGCGACCGUCUACGUGCUUACUGGCCUGUACGGCCAGCCUUCGGACCUGGGUGCCGGAGUCUGCCUGCUGCUCAUCCUGCAGCUCGUCGUUGCCGGCCUCAUCGUCAUUCUGCUCGACGAGCUGCUGCAGAAGGGCUACGGCCUUGGCUCGGGCAUCUCGCUCUUCAUCGCCACGAACAUCUGCGAGAGCAUCGUGUGGAAGGCCUUCUCGCCCACGACGAUCAACACGGGCCGCGGCCCCGAGUUUGAGGGUGCCCUCGUGGCCCUCUUCCACUUGCUCUUUACGUGGAACGACAAGACGCGCGCGCUCAAGGAGGCCUUCUUCCGCGAGCGGCUGCCCAACGUGAUGAACCUCGUGGCCACGCUGCUCGUCUUCCUCGUCGUCAUCUACCUGCAGGGCUUCCGCAUCGAGAUUCCCGUCAAGUCGAACCGCUUCCGCGGACAGCGCGGCACGUACCCCGUCAAGCUCUUCUACACGAGCAACAUGCCCAUCAUGCUCGAGUCGGCCCUGACGAGCAACGUGUUCAUCAUCUCGCAGAUGCUCGCCUCGCGCUUCCCCUCGAACCUGGCCGUGCGCCUGCUGGGCGUGUGGGAGCCCAUGGAGGACUCGCCGCAGCUGCAUGCCAUCUCGGGCAUUGCCUACUACAUGUCGCCGCCGCACACGUUCCGCGAGGUGCUCGGCGACCCCAUCCACACGGCCGUGUACAUUGCCUUUACGCUCUCGGCCUGCGCGCUCUUCAGCAAGACGUGGAUCGAGGUCUCGGGCUCUGGCCCGCGCGAGGUCGCAAAGCAGCUCAAGGACAACCAGAUGGUCAUGGCCGGUCACCGCGAGGGCAGCAUGUACAAGGAGCUCAAGCGCGUCAUCCCUGCCGCCGCGAUGCUUGGCGGCGCCACCAUCGGUGCUCUCUCCGUCACGGCUGACCUGAUCGGCGCCUUCGGCUCCGGCACCGGCGUGCUCCUCGCCAGCACGACCAUCUUCGUGAGCAUCGCGCGCGAGCAAGGCCUUUCGUAGGCAUCGCACACUGAACCCACGUCUGCCCUGUCUUCGCACCCGCCCACAGUCCUACUUCGAGCUCGGCAUCCGCGAGAUGGGCGGCGCCGAGAUGGGCGCCAUGGGCGACCUGAUCGGCUAAGCGGCGCCUCCACUGGUGUCGCCUCCGCGCUCAGCGAGUAGGCUGGCGCAACCUUGGAAGGCAAGACGUCGCAGAGGGCGGCGCUUCUGCAGGAGGGAGAGAAGAAGGAAGGGGAGGGUCAGGGCAUGGCCUUGGGCCUGCUUGCGUGCGACGGGAGCAGGCGCGUGUGAAUAGAGAAGAAGCGAAGCGCAAGUGGGG